AAACGACUUCUUAGUGGCCAGUAGGGGGGGCAGUGUGUUAGGGGCUUCCAGUGUUCUGUGAAUGUGAACGUUAUGAAGCUACAUGUCUGAGGCCAAGAGGGCGUAACUUUACUUGACGUCUACAGAGGAUGUUUUGGUGCCAGCUUUCUUGAGCAUUGCAAUACUUGUAAAUUAUUUGGGCUGUCGGCCGAAAUUAAGACAUGAAGAAAUUCAUAGAACAAUGGAGAGUGAAUUUUGUAUAUUAAAUGACACAGAAGAUCUGAAAACGUUGAUUUCAAACACCGAGGAGAGUUUGCAAUUUGAAAGAUUCAAGACAUUGUUUGAGGAGAUUCGUGCCUCCAUCAACAAUAACGAUGAGGAAGAGCGUUCCUUCUGGAGGCCAGUGCUUCCAUGGGGCGGUGUCUACACCAUCAGGGCAGGGAGGAAGGCGAUCUCCUGCACACCUCUGUACGUCAAGAUAAACCUGAAGAAUACCUGCACCAUCGAUGGGUUUCUUAUGAUCCUCUAUGUCAUUCUGCGAGACAAUCAAGGUUUUCCCAGGGAAGUGGGUGUGUUCCUGGGGAAGCAGUUUGUGGAACAUUUCCUCUACCUAAUGGACUCGUAUGACUACACUACAGUCAAGAUGUUGUGGAUAUGGGACAGGAUGUCUAAGAGCCAGUACCGCUCUCUCAUCCAUCAUGCGGCGCUGGAGAUUGAUCUUUUCGGCAACGAGCAUGAGAACUUCACAAAGAACCUGGAGAACCUAAUGUCCACCAUGCAGGAGAGCCUCUGUACCAACUGGAGCUGCCCUGGCCGCUUCCAGGAGUUCAUCCAGAGGACCAUCCACAUCAACCCUCCUCAUGAGCUGCCUCACAGAGAUCCCAUCCAGUCAGCAGUGGACAUGUUCUUCUGUCCCAAGAUCCUCCUCUGCAGGGAGCUGGGGUGUAACGGGCUGAGAGAGUUCUCCCAGAGGAUGUUCUGCCACGGCCCUCCUCCCUUCGUCAUCCUCAACAUGCAGCUGUGGAAGUCGGAGGAGCUGUCCUACGUUCCCUACCACUUGGCACUGUCCCAGCAUAGGUACUCACUGGAGGGCGCCACUCUCUUCAACAAGGAGGAGCAUCACUACUCAGCAGCCUUCCAGAUCGACGGCUACUGGAUGCACUAUGACGGGCUGCGGAGCGACAACCUCAUCCUGCUGCACAAGCCCCCCGAGCUGCUGCUGCUGUCCUCCCUCGUCUACAUCCGCGCCAGCGACAAGCCCUGACGGCCUGCACAUACUUGCUGGGCGAGAGACAGGCUGGUAGGGGAGAGACAGACAGGCUGGUAGGGGAGAGACAGACAGGCUGAUAGGGGAGAGACAGACAGGCUGGUAGGGGAGAGACAGACAGGCUGGUAGGGGAGAGACAGACAGGCUGAUAGGGGAGAGACAGACAGGCUGGUAGGGGAGAGACAGACAGGCUGAUAGGGGAGAGACAGACAGGCUGAUAGGGGAGAGACAAACAGGCUGAUAGGGGAGAGACAGACAGGCUGAAAGGGGAGAGACAGAUAGGCUGAUAGGGGAGAGACAGACAGGCUGAGAGGGGGAGAGACUGACAGGCUGAGAGGGGGAGAGACUGACAGGCUGAGAGGGGGAGAGACUGACAGGCUGAGAGGGGGAGAGACUGACAGGCUGAGAGGGGGAGAGACUGACAGGUUGGAAGGGAGAGAAACAGACAGGUUGGGAGGGAGAGAGACAGGCUGAUAGGGGAGAGACUGACAGGCUGAGAGGGGAGAGAGACAGACAGGCUGGGGACCAUGUAUCCAUGUAUCACCACUCUUAAGAGUGAAUCACACAGUCUUAUUAUCUAGUCAUACAGAAAGCAUCUGCAUGCCCCACCUUAGGUCUCAUGUCAACAGCCUCUUUAUUUACCCUCGAAUCACUUUCAAUGAUGUGCUCUAUUUUGCCUGAUUGCUUGUGAAAAGCUUUUCACAAACGAAUUUGCUUCUUUUCUUUGUAAAUUCUUGGAAUCCAAGAUUAUACUGUACAUAGGGACUAUAAUAGUUCUGGGCUGGUAUACAUUCAUGAUACUGCUUAAAUAGUACACUUUAAACCCAUAUAUUUCUUUAUUUCUUGCUGGGGUAUGAGACCAAUGUUAUUAUUUCCAUAUUAAACCAUUCUGACCCAUUAUCAUUCUGACCCAUUAUCAUUAUGUUUGAAAUGAGCUGUGCAUACUAUCCCAUUAUCAUUAUGUUUGAAAUGAGCUGUGCAUAUUGGCCUGUCAUCAAAACAAACUGGUGCUCUCUCAGUCUCCACUGCAGCUUAAAAGGAUUUUGUCAAAUUUUAAUGUCUACAUUUGUGGAAGUCAUUUUCAGCUAAUGUUGGUUCUGGUUGAGGUGGAAUUUGUUAUUCUUACAGACCAUAGAAAUACCCUGGCACAGUGACCCUGCCCGCCUGCCACACUUCUAUGGUGGAAUGUAUAUGUUCUUAUGCUGAACAAGUGACAAAAACAUGAUAUACAGAUUUUACUUUAAUUUUAAAACUGAAAAUGGCAUUCCCCAUGUUUCUUAACCUCACUGUGUGCCUCUGACCAUUUGAAAACAUGAUCCUUGUCAAAACUCACAUUUUAAUUUCUUUAAACAUCCCUGGUUUGUCCAUUUUCUAUGCAGCUAUUGUUCUUUUUAAAAGCAAUAAAACUAUUUUAUAUUUCUGCA
Osmerus eperlanus (European smelt) is the source of this 2670-nucleotide messenger RNA. It is a transcript of the gene dorip1, whose product is annotated as chromosome 9 C14orf28 homolog. Lineage: Eukaryota; Metazoa; Chordata; Actinopteri; Osmeriformes; Osmeridae. The transcript has 5 exons. The record is from RefSeq and is a predicted model, not a curated record. Bases 221 to 1243 code for a protein of 340 amino acids.